Messenger RNA from Panicum virgatum (switchgrass), 1886 nucleotides. Its product is annotated as cold-responsive protein kinase 1-like. Gene Ontology annotation, biological process: protein phosphorylation. Lineage: Eukaryota; Viridiplantae; Streptophyta; Magnoliopsida; Poales; Poaceae. Gene Ontology annotation, molecular function: ATP binding; protein kinase activity. The transcript has 7 exons. The record is from RefSeq and is a predicted model, not a curated record. Bases 322 to 1521 code for a protein of 399 amino acids.
CGCAGUAGGCAGGCGGAGAGCCUUCGGCGAACCUUCGGGAGGCGGCGGUUCUUGCCUUCUUGGUGCCGUCUCUGCAGCGGGCGGGGAUAAUUGAUAAGGGCGCUGGCGUGCUCUUGAGUCUUGACUCGCCGGGGUGGGGCUGUCGCGGCGGCUGGAUUUUGGAUUGGACUCGGUUCAUCCUCCCCGGUCACGGCGGCGGCGGUUCAGGGCAUGAUAGAAGUCAAUGAGUAUCAGUAAAAUGCUUGUGUUGAUAUCAUAAGUGCAAGCUGAAGUUAUCGAGCUGACAGCACUACGGCAGAUAUAAUACUUUGAGAAUCUCAAAUGAGUUGCUUUUCUAUCUUCUGCAAGAAGAGAAGAACAAGGCGCCUACCAAGUUCCCACCAUAAUGAAGACGUCCCUGGUGGCCCAAAUAUAAAACGAUACACUUAUAGGGAGCUAGUAAGGGCAACACAAAACUUUAGCCCAUCAAACAAGAUUGGUGAGGGUGGUUUUGGUUCGGUGUACAAGGGACAGCUUAAGAAUGGAACAAUUAUUGCUGUCAAGGUUCUUUCGUCAGAGUCAAGACAAGGAGUAAGGGAGUUUCAGAAUGAACUUGUGGCAAUUUCUGACAUCUCACAUGAUAAUCUUGUGAAACUUUAUGGGUAUUGUACGGAAGGAGAUCAAAGAAUCCUUGUUUACAAUCAUAUUGAAAAUAAUAGCCUUGCACAAACACUUCUAGGUUCCAACCACAGCAAUAUCCAGUUCAAUUGGCAAACUCGAGUGAAUAUUUGCCUUGGAAUUGCACGGGGACUAGCAUACCUCCAUCAUGGUGUAAAUCCCCACAUUGUUCAUCGAGACAUCAAAGCAAGCAAUAUACUUCUUGAUAGGGAUCUUACCGCAAAAAUCUCUGAUUUUGGUCUAGCAAAGCUUCUUCCACCAAAUGCAACACAUGUUAGCACAAGAGUUGCAGGAACACUAGGCUAUUUGGCUCCUGAAUAUGCUAUUAGAGGACAAGUGACACGUAAAUCAGAUGUUUACAGUUUUGGGGUUCUGCUUCUGGAAAUAGUUAGCGGGAGAUCCAACAGCGAUACAAGAUUAGCAUAUGAAGAUCAGAUACUCCUUGAAAAGUUCCCAGAGAUCACCAAUGGGGUUCUCCUCUUGCAGACAUGGAUUUAUUAUGAGCAGGGAGAUUUGAAGAAAAUCAUAGACAGCUCUUUGGGUGAUGACUUGGACGUCGCACAGGCUUGCAGGUUCCUGAAAAUCGGGCUCUUGUGCACACAAGAUGUCACAAGACACCGGCCUGAUAUGUCAAAGGUCAUUGCCAUGCUUACAGGUGAAACUGAUGUUGAGUCAGAGAAGAUCAGCAAGCCAGCUAUAAUUAGCGACUUCAUGCAUCUCAAGGUCAGGAGCAUGAGGAAACCAAUCGAAAUUGCGACAGCGUCCACAUUCCUGUCCUCCCUGAAUGCACACUCUUCUCCUAUGCUGUCUAACGAGACGACAGAGACCUCCAUGAUAUCCACUGGUGUAUCGGAUCGGGAGUAAUCCAUUCGUCUGUGAAGAAACAGAUUGUUAGUGAAGUGAGUUGGUUGCAGGUACGAAACACAUGUAGACAGUAGCAUAGGUGGACACCUUGUCCAGAAGUUUACCAGCUGGUUUCUUUUUUCAUGUAUAGAUUUAAUUGCUUCAUUUGUAGCCUGAACAUCAUUGUUGAGCCAAAGGAGUACAUAUGAGGGAACAACUUUUGUAUGUACAAUACUGUGGAUUGAUUACACAUUUUCAUUGUACAUGUACAACUUGUUUUUGGGUGGUAAACUAAUUUGCAAUUGAUUCAAGUCUUUGUCAGUACAAACACAUACAUAAUAGCCUGGAUGUAUAUACUAAUCCAGAGUUACAGAUUUCAAGGCAAA